CCUCGUUCCGUGCUCUUUCUCUAUUGUGUCGCGCGCGCGUGAUCACGAAAACGCACGACGUGUCUGCUUUCGGAAAAUCAGGAAAAAUCGUUUCUUCACGGUUGUGUCAUCUCUCUGGGAGGAACGACCGAUCGCAAACCAUUCGAGUUAUCCAGUUAAAGCUCAAACGAAAAUGACCGAGUCUACAUCAGGCAAGGGUUCACCAAGCCACGUCACGAUGGCAUUCUCGGGCCUGACGCACGUUCUUUUACUAGCCCCAGUAAUAUACAUCUUGGUUCUUGCCUUCGCGAAGUACAGCUUCUUCUCAUGGCAUCCCAUUUGCAUGAGUAUCGGGGUGGGCCUCCUAAUAACAGAGGCAGUGUUCAGCGUUUCCGGGGAGGCGUACAUCGGCUCGAAGAUCUCCAGAUCGAACCGAGUGACAAUGCACUGGAUACUGCACACAGCAGGUCUUCUCCUCGUUCUGAUCGGCCUGAUUAUCAUCGUAACUAAUAAAAUCAACGGCAACAGAGCCCACUUCGCCACACCCCACUCGAUCCUCGGCCUGAUCAGUAUCAUAAUGGCCGUUCUGACGGCAGCUUUCGGGAUCGUCACCAACAACCCAAAAUGGCUGUACCCUAGGUUCAGGCCAGUCCUCUUGAAGAUCAUGCACGCGUUCGCUGGUAUCGCCGUCACGAUACUAUUGCUUGCAUCUAUCAUCACUGGUACCUAUACCGGAUGGUGGUCAGGCGGCGAAACCGGAAGGAGCCUCGUGUUCGCGUCCCUUUUCAUCGCUGGCUUCUUCAUACUGCUGAAACCGAUCCUGGGAGCUGUAUCCAGGAGCAAAGUCAUCUUCGGACCUCCUCCCACCACUACGUAAUCGAUCGUUUAAUUAUUAACGAUCGAUUCUGAAACGAAUAAAUUUUUGGAGUGCAUAUAAAAGGAGGUCCCUUGAUGGGAUUGUCUGACACCUUUGAAGGGCUGCUGGAAGGAAAUAUCUACGUAUAGCUUCGUUCAAAUUUUAUAUAACGGUAACCGAAAUUUGCAGAUAAUGCCUUCUGAUCGAAUCGAGACUGGGUUUGAUAAUUUUUAUUGGAAAUUUAAAAUUUAGAUUGUUGUUUAUUUUUUCAUCACGCAUGGUUUUUUUUGUGAACCUUUUCAUUUCUUUUUACUGUUCGAAUGAGCCACUGUAAAGGAAAAAUUUAAUUAACAGAUACUCAAACUAAAAGUAUUUUCAUAAUCGC
Dufourea novaeangliae is the source of this 1220-nucleotide messenger RNA. RefSeq names its product cytochrome b561 domain-containing protein 2-like. The transcript is spliced from 3 exons. The record is from RefSeq and is a predicted model, not a curated record. Lineage: Eukaryota; Metazoa; Arthropoda; Insecta; Hymenoptera; Halictidae. Bases 173 to 856 code for a protein of 227 amino acids. Gene Ontology annotation, molecular function: transmembrane monodehydroascorbate reductase activity.